Messenger RNA from Gambusia affinis (western mosquitofish), 2805 nucleotides. RefSeq names its product synaptophysin b (gene sypb). The coding region runs from base 170 to 1270 and encodes 366 amino acids. Gene Ontology annotation, cellular component: presynaptic active zone; synaptic vesicle; synaptic vesicle membrane. The record is from RefSeq and is a predicted model, not a curated record. The transcript has 7 exons. Lineage: Eukaryota; Metazoa; Chordata; Actinopteri; Cyprinodontiformes; Poeciliidae.
UACAGCGAGGCCAAUGCGGCGUCAACUCUUCCUCUUGCUUCGUAAAUCCCAGCUCGUGAUGCAGCCCGGCUGUUCCUCCGGAGCGCCUCCCCCCAUCCGAGCUCUUCCGGCUGGGCCGCCUCCCUCCCUCCGCCCUUCUGAUCCUCUUAUCAGCGAGUAAGCGGCCAAGAUGGAUGUUGCGAACCAGCUGGUGGCCCAAGGGCAGUUCACAGUAGUCAAGCAACCACUGGGAUUUAUAAAAGUACUACAGUGGAUUUGCAGCACAGCAGUCAGAGGCAUGAGUGUGCUGCAUGACUCUGUAGUCCUUCCCUGGAGCUAUGUGAGUGUGCCAGCACCUCAUCGCUGUCUCCCUGGGUCACUGCGAGCCAACCAACCAAUCAGCUUCCUCGCUCUGGAGGCCAGGGUGAUGCAUGAAUCAUCUGUCAGAGAGGGUCUGCGUGCCUCAGCGUCAGGCUGGAGGAAAGGCUGCCAGAGCGCCUGCUCGUUCUGCAUCAUUAUGGAUCAAAAUGGACAGGGCCACCUAAAAACCCAAACACCUCAGAGGAGACACAGAGGAGAUGACGAGCCUCUAGCAAAGCAGGAGGAGCAGAAACCAGCUUGCUUCCUGCUAGCUGCGUUACCAUGGCGCUGGCUGUGUGGCAUCGUUACUUUGACCGCCCAGUACUUACUGAACCACCACACAGACGGAGGGUUGAUGGACUUUGUUGUGACGGCAGUGUUUGCCUUCAUGUGGCUGGUCUCAUCAUGUGCUUGGGCUAAAGGCCUGUCAGACGUGAAGACAGCCACCGAUCCAGAGAGGGUCAUCACUCUCAUCCCGGCCUGCGAAGAUCAGGAAAACCUCUGCAAAGAGGUCUACGACCCCAAAGUCUCCGGGCUCAACACCUCUGUGGCUUUUGGUUUCAUCAAUCUGAUCCUAUGGGUGGGAAACCUGUGGUUCGUCUUCAAAGAGACCGGCUGGAUGGCUGCGGUCUUCCCAUCUAAACAGCUGCAGGAUGGGCGAUCUGGUCAUCGUUGGAGCGUUUCUCGACCACCACCUGCGUCUCCACAUCUUCUGUGUGUCUGUUUGUGUGUCUGUGAGUCGGCAGGCGGCGGGAGGGGAGGCCGCACUCUUACCAUAAGGGAUCUGGGAUUUCUUCUGUUUGCUGUAACAAUGCUGAUUAUUCACGUGAUGUAUUUAACUGUAAAAGACAACAGAGGAUUGUCUGUUUGGGUAUACGAGAAAAACUUGAACACAAAUACCAAAACAAUCGUAAGGGGAACCUUGUUGUAACGGAGAAAAUUUACGAGGGGGGAAAAAAAUUGUAGUUAUAUUUAACUUGAGAGAAUGUAUUUGUCUGUGCUGUGUAAAUAUCGACUUGCUGAUAUAUAAAUAUAUAUAUGAUUAUAUGUACACGGUUGAAUAAUUGUGCACUCUAUAUUAGUUGUUAUACAACAAAUGUUGAGCACAGAGUUAUUCAAUUGCAUUUAUUUUGGUUCUGUUUAGGAGCUCUCAUAGUUUAAAUCUUUACUGUCCGGAUUCACAGUCGCAUUUAAAUCUGAACAUUUGCUUUAAAUUAAUGAUUUAAAAAAUAGAAAUCUGGGCGAAGGCUGCAAAUAAUGACUAAAAACAAAGAUAUCUAUCUAUAGAGAAGUGAGUGACAGUGGUAAUGUCAGUGAUGAAAGUAGGUUUUUAUAUAUUUUUCAACCAUCUAAUAUCACAAGUGGAUGCUUUCUGGUUGUGCACUGAUUAUUGUCAAUCCUGGCAUCUGCAAAUCACAAGUCCACACGGAGAAGAAAAUGACCUUUGGCGUCUCAUAUUUGCUGUGUUGUCAGUAUGGAAAUUGUGAAAUCAGAUGGUGUAGUAAGAGUUUCUGUGUGUUUGUUUGGAUGGCAUUUAUUUUAUUUUGUCAAAAAAAGAAAAAAAAAAUCUCGUCCUUUUCUCGAUCGCCUUCUUUGUGAUUCGGAAAGUCCAGAGUUGCGUGUGUUUGUUUUUUUGUUUUUUAUGGUGUUUUUGUCACACUUGCAUCACUUCAACACAGAAUAAAAAGUGAACGAGUGCUUAUUAGAUUCUAAAAAUCAUUGUCGUGCCACACACGACGCGCCGUCUUCAUCCCGCCCUCGACUCUCCUCCUCUUCCGAUUGGAAAGCCGGUUUAGUGCAUGCAUCCUACUCCGACAUUCCAUCAAUAAUCCUAGGCAAACAAACAAAGCUAGACUACACAGCGAACCCGAUGUUUGGUACACAACACUGAUUAUUACAGCAGCUCUGUCAUAAUCUACUGAAAGCACAAAGUGCUGCAACGGUUGCUUGUAUCCAGAUGCAAACACACCUGUACGGCUGCGGCUGCCCAUCCUCCGUACGGAUCUCCAAGCAGCAUGUUUGCCAAACCAUAGCAGAUGUGUUUUAUUGGUAUUUAGCUUCCACAGCUCUCAACAGAAACAGCUGUAGUUCAACUCCAGUGCGUCUUUAGUUAUUGUAAAUUCUUGCUCUCUCUCUCUCCUUUUUUUAUUUUUAAAUCAGGGUUCUUAGAUCCAGAAGCUACUUGCUUUCUCUCCUGUUCUGUCUUUCUUUCUCUUCCACUGUAGCUCUUAUAAAUAUGCUGAAAUGAAAUAUAGUCUGUCGUUAGUGGUGAAUGAUGUCUUGUGAUACUCUCUAAGCCCUCGAAUAGUGCUGUGUUUUAUUGUGUAUGAUGUAUUCAUAUUAGUAUUUAUGAUGAUGAUAAGUCGGAAAAAAUAUCCAAGACUCUCCAAAGUUUUGCCGUAUUCUUAUUAUAUGGGAUUCAUGUGAAACUAAAUGAAAUAAACUUGAAAUUAUUCUGUUGAAGAA